AUGCGUUCUUCACAUGUCGCAACUGCCAUUGCUUCUCUCCCAGCUCUGGUACAAUCUCUCAGUCUGACAGAUAUUUGCACACCAACCUAUCUCGCGGCUAACUUUCCAGCUGUCGAUUUUUAUGAUGGAAUAACUUUAGAUCCAACAUCAAUCACAGCUAAGAUGGUGACAAACGCCUCGGCAUCGAGCGUGUUUUAUCCCAAUGCCGUCAUCGAUUAUUGUGCUGUUACGUUCAAGUACUCUCACAAUGGUCUGAACGACAGUGUUCUUCUAACAUACUGGGUUCCUGCACCAGCAAAUUUCCAAAAUCGUUACCUUUCUACAGGCGGUGGUGGAUAUGCCAUCAAUUCAGAGACUCAAUCAUUGGCUGGAGGAGUGGAAUAUGGUGCGGUUGCAGGUCAAACUGAUGGUGGUUUUGGAAUCUUUCAAAAUAAUGUUAUUGCCCAAUUCCUUCUUGCGAACGGAACAGUAAAUUGGCAAAAUGUUUACAUGUUUGGAUAUAAUGCUAUUCAUGAAAUGAGUGUCAUUGGAAAGGAAUUCACUUCGACUAUCUUUAAUAUGACUGCCAAAAAUGCUACCUUGUAUUCUUACUAUCAAGGCUGCUCCGAAGGCGGCAGAGAAGGCUUUAGUCAAGUUCAACGUUUUGCGGAUCAAUUUGAUGGAGCGGCAAUCGGUGCACCCGCUUUCAGAUACGCAUUCCAACAAGUGCAACACCUUUAUUCGAACGUCGUGGAACAAACUUUGGAUUAUUACCCACCACCUUGUGAAUUGCAGAAGAUUGUCAAUGAGACAAUCAUUGCUUGCGAUCCUUAUGAUGGUAAAACAGACGGAGUAGUCUCCCGAACAGAUCUUUGCACGAUAAACUUCAAUAUCUCGACUCUUUUGGGCACACCAUACUCUUGCCCUGCAGCAGCAGGAGGAUUUUUUGGUGGUGCAACACCUGCACAAAAUGGGUCAAUCUCGGCCAAGGGUCUAGCUGUAGCCCAGAAAAUACUCGACGGUCUCCACACCACUGAUGGCAAACGCGCCUAUUUCUCAUAUACUUCCUCCUCCACCUUCACCGACGCAUUGACAUCUUACAACCCCACGAGCGGUCAAUUCGGUCUUGAUAUCACUUCUCUUGGCGGCUCCUUUGUCGAAGUCCUCCUCGAUCUCAAAAAUGGUUCUAACCUCCAAUCUCUUGAAGGAGUGACAUACGAUACCCUCCAUAACUGGAUCCAAGAUGGAUGGAACCGUUAUAACGAUGUUCUAAUGACCAACUGGCCAGACCUUACUCCUUACAAAAAUUCCGGCGGAAAAAUCAUCCAUUUCCACGGCGAAUCCGACUUCAGUAUCCCCACUGCCUCAUCUGUUCGAUACUAUGAAUCUGUGCGAGAAGUUAUGAACCCGGGACUCUCAUACAAUGAUUCCGUGGCCGCAACUAAUGAAUUCUAUCGACUAUUCCUCGUACCAGGUGGUUCGCAUUGUGCGGUCAAUGCAGCCGAACCUAAUGGACCAUGGCCACAAACAAAUUUGCAGGUUUUGAUUGAUUGGGUGGAAAAUGGGGCGGCUCCUGUUACUUUGAACGCGACUGUUUUGCAAGGAGAAAACAUUGGGACGAAUCAACAGAUUUGUGGGUGGCCUUUGAGACCCUUCUGGACGAAUAAUGGGACGACUAUGGAAUGUCGGUAUGAGCAGGAGAGUAUUGAUUCGUGGAUUUAUGAUUUGGAUGCUUUUGAUAUGCCGGUUUAUUAG
Messenger RNA from Sclerotinia sclerotiorum 1980 UF-70, 1734 nucleotides. RefSeq lists its product as hypothetical. The record is from RefSeq and is a predicted model, not a curated record. NCBI's taxonomy places the organism in Eukaryota, Fungi, Ascomycota, Leotiomycetes, Helotiales, Sclerotiniaceae. The transcript has a single exon. The coding region runs from base 1 to 1734 and encodes 577 amino acids.